This is a messenger RNA of Chara braunii, 2617 nucleotides long. The record is from the annotation of a GenBank genome assembly. NCBI's taxonomy places the organism in Eukaryota, Viridiplantae, Streptophyta, Charophyceae, Charales, Characeae.
UUAGAGUCAACGUGGUGAGGUUUGGAACCGCCACCCGGUUGUGCACUUAUCACCAUGGUUGAGACCCGUAGUGGGUUAGAUACUAGCCCCUAUAGCAAGGAGCAGCAAGAGAAGAUGGCCGCCUUAGUUAAGGAGAAUAGGAAGAGAAAAGAGCACGAGAAGCAAGCGAAGCUAAAGGCUAUCGCAGACGAACAGGCGGCGAAGAUGAAAGAAUUGGAGGAGGAGAUGGAGAAAAGGAAGAAGGUUGCUGAAGAAGAAGCGGCAGCAGAAGAACAAAAAGAAAGAAUGCGUAUUGAGAGUAGAGAGGGGAGUAGUGGCACGAAGAGAGAUAUAGACGCAGAGAUGGAGAGAAAAAUAAGUGAGUGGGUUGCUAACUUAUCGUUGGGAGAAGAGGAGGAGGCGGAGUCUUAUGUGUCAGAGGAUGAGAGGGCUGCGCUAGCCAGUGAGCUAGCAGCAAUGACAAACCCUAUGGAACAGCAAGAAAGGGAGGAGGAGCAGAAGUUAGCAUGGAAGCUGAGGAUGAAGAGGGAAAAGAAGAGGAGGAGAGAGGAAGUAAACAAAAUGACCGCAGAGGUAGCAACGGUGCAGGAGUGCAGGCAGGAAGUGUUGGCCCAACCUGAUGAUAAGGCCAAGUGGGACAAGGUGUUGGGUUACCUGGAAGUCUUGAGCAAGGCCCGGAUGGAGGAGCGCCAGGCUAGUUGGAGCCAAGAUGUAGCGUUGAGUGCCAUGUGGUCAGGGUUUAGGGAGUUUGCGCGCGAGAUCGUCACCCACAUUGGGGGCGAAGUAAAGCAGUUGAGGGACAAUGAAGGGAAGUUUUGUGAGGGCGCCAUUGAGGGUGCCAAAGCUAUAGCCGCUGUAGAGGGAGAGGCCAAACCCCGUAAGGACCCAGUGAAACUUAAGUUCCCAGAUGCGUACGGGGGAAAAAAGGAUGAAAACAUUGACAACUGGGAAGCCAGUGUCAAUAGUUAUAUUUAUUUACAGCACAUCCUGAUUGACGAGCAAGUCCUCGUGGCCUUCGAGGCCCUCAAGGAUGAAGCGGCUAGUUUCGCCAGGUCUCUUGCGCGCGCAGCCGGUUGUGAAAACAACCUGGUUGCAUAUUCAAAAGUCACCCCUCCUUCCCAAUUCCUCAAGCUCCUGAAGGAGCGAUUUGCUGACCCAACGAGAGGCAUUAGAGCCUCUGACAAGCUGCAAACAAUCCACUCGCGACAGUGGAGGAGUGCCAGGGCACUCAAGGGUACCAUGGACGACUUGGUAGACGUCCCGGACCAUGGGGUCACUGAGACCCAAUUGGUCCAGUUAUUUUAUCGUGCCAUGCGAGAGGCCCUGUGUGGGCACUUCUUUGACAAGACUGAACAGGCCGGCAUCACCUAUGAUGCGCUGAGUAGAGAAGUCGUCCUGUAUGAGUCGAAGUCCACGCCAGUUACCACUUUCUGGCAUAAGGACUUGGGCAAGGGGAAGAAGCGGAAAGGCCGUACCAUCUCAGGCCAAGUAAGGGCCAAGGAUCACAUGAUCCUGACGCUAGAGGAAGGUGGUAUUGAUGAGGUCCCGUAUAGUCAGAUUGAGUGGGGCCUAGAGGAGGAGGACAGUAGUGUGGGACAGGGGAGGUCUUAUGCUGCUGUUGCGGUUGGAGGGAGGCCGCAAGGUCGAGGAGGAGGCCAGGGCCAAAGGGGCCAGGCCAUGGGAGGCCGUGGACCGGGCGCACAGGGGGUUGGCGGACAGGGAAACCGCCAAGUCUUGGAGAAGCUACGAGAAGCUACGAAGAAGUGCGAGUGGGCCAAGACAGAAGUCCUGUACUUAGGCCACGUACUAGACGGAGAUGGCAUUAAGUUAGAGGACAACAAGAUAGCGACAAUUAGAGACUGGCCGACGCCCCGCACAUUGAUAGAAUUGCGGUCGUUCCUAGGCCUAGCCAACUAUUAUAGGAAGUUCGUGAGGAACUUCUCCACUAUCGCCGCUCCCCUGCGCAGGUUGCUCAAGAAAGAGGCAAUCUGGCAAUGGGACAAAGACUGUACGUCUGCGCUAAAGAGGUUGAAGCGCGCGUUAAUAGAGUAUCCUGUCCUCAAAGUAGCUGAUCCGUCCUUGCCAUUUGUCGUCACCACGGACGCAAGUCAUUAUGGAAUAGGCGCCGUGUGGCAACAGGAUGACGGUCAUGGCUGUAGACCUGUAGAGUUCAUGUCCGCGAGGAUGCCCUCAGAGAAGGUAGCCACCUCGACAUACGAGAGAGAACUCUACGCUCUCCGGCAGGCUCUAGACCAUUGGAAGCAUUACCCGCUUGGGAGGCACUUCAAAGUGUAUUCUGAUCAUGAGACCCUUAGAUGGUUAAAGACCCAGGCCAAGAUGACUUCUAAGUUAACUAGGUGGGCCGCAGAGAUAGACCAGUAUGACUUUGAGCUUAAGCCAGUGAAGGGCAAGUACAACGUAGUUGCGGACGCUCUGAGUAGGAGAUCAGACUACUUUGGAGCUUUAGUACACUAUCUGGAUAUAGGGAGAGACCUGCAGGAGAAAGUAAAGCAAGCGUAUGCGUAGGACCCUAUCUACAUCGACCUCCUAAAGAGAGUUAGAGAGGCCCUAGAGACUGAACCAGAUUACCGCACUACAGACGGGUUGCUGUUUGAGA